GCACCGACCGAGAUCAUUCUUGAACUCUGAAUGAUUCGGCAUUGAUCACAAAUACGCACAAUAUCAACAUGAGGCGAUCCGUCCUACGAGCCAACCCGGCGGCGCAAUGCCUCCGUCGGCCGUCCGUUCGGACUGAGCAUGCAUUGUCAUCACCUUUGUAUCGUCGUCAUUUGACUUCUACACGACAAUUGCAAGAAGAACCGAGACCGUCAUUCAAGGGUCAAUUGUAUGAGAGCACGCAGCAGCGUUUGAAAAGAGAGCGCGCGGAGCAAGAACGAUUCUUGCAGUAUCAGACUCAAUCUCCCGGUUCCAGAUAUGCGGCGUUAAUGUUUGUGCUGGUAUUCUUCACAACUGGCGGAUACUACCUUGGAUCCCUCAAACCUGCUGCCCCCUCAACAUCGUCCACGAUCCCGCUCUCCGAAACGCGACCCGUUAAACACAACACCACCACAGCAAAUCUACAAGCUGCGUGGGCCGACUUUGUCAACAUUGUCGGCAAAGAGAAUGUAUCCACCGAAGAAUUUGAUCGCAUGUCUCAUUCGGGCUCCGAGUUCUCUACUUAUUCACCAAAGGACAACGAGAAGCCGUUCAUUGUUGUCUAUCCGUCCACAACAGAGGAAGUAUCGCGGAUUAUGAAAAUAUGUCAUGAAAGAGUGAUCCCCGUGACAGCAUACUCAGGCGGUACAAGCCUGGAAGGACAUUACGCCCCAACUCGAGGUGGAGUGUGCAUUGACUUUGAACGCAUGAAUAAAAUCCUGGCUUUCCACAAAGAAGAUCUUGAUGUUGUCGUGCAGCCUGCCGUGGGCUGGGAAGACUUGAACGAGGAAAUUGCCAAAGAGGGGCUUUUCUUCCCUCCGGACCCCGGUCCAGGAGCUAUGAUUGGAGGUAUGGUUGGAACUGGCUGUUCCGGCACGAAUGCGUACCGAUACGGAACCAUGAGAGAAUGGGUUGCAUCCCUCACAGUAGUCCUCGCGGACGGAACGGUGAUUAAAACACGACAGCGACCCAAGAAAUCCAGUGCUGGAUAUGACUUGACCAAACUCUUUAUUGGAAGCGAAGGUACCCUCGGUCUCGUGACAGAAGCAACAUUGAAGUUGACCGUGAAGCCCAAGAGUGAAAGUGUGGCUGUGGCCAGUUUCCCAUCCGUUCAGCACGCUGCCGAUUGCGCCCGAAGAGUGGUCGAGGAAGGUAUCCAGGUCGCCGGUCUCGAGAUCUUGGAUGAUGUGCAGAUGAAAUGCAUCAAUGCCAGCAAAUCUACCAGACGUGAAUGGACCGAGGCACCAACCUUAUUCUUCAAGUUCACCGGUACUCCGUCGGGAGUAAAGGAGCAGAUCAAUAUAGUCCAAAAGCUAUCUAAGAGCACUGGAAGUAAGACGUUCGAAUUUGCUCGCGACGAUACAGAAAUGAAAGAGCUUUGGAGCGCCCGCAAAGCUGCUCUUUGGAGUGUGGUAGCCAUGAAACGCGAUCCAGGUGACCACGUCUGGACCACAGAUGUUGCGGUACCAAUCAGCAGAUUGCCAGAUAUCAUGGACAAGACAAAGAAAGAUUUGACGGAGAGUGGUCUACUGGCUGGUAUUUGCGGUCAUGUCGGAGAUGGCAACUUCCAUGCCAUUAUUCUAUUCAACGACAAGCAGAAAGACCUUGCCGAGGAAGUCGUGCAUCGCAUGGUCGUAAACGCUGUAGAGAUGGAAGGCACCGUUACCGGCGAACACGGAGUCGGACUCAUCAAGAGAGAUUAUCUACCUCAUGAGCUUGGCGAGACUGCGGUAGAUGCCAUGCGCAAGUUGAAAUUUGCUCUUGAUCCGUUAUGUCUGCUCAACUGCGAUAAGAUUGUUAGGGUUGAGCCGGCGGCUGCAGGGGAGAUUAAGGAUUGGUAAAUUUACAUAAAUAGAAAAAAUUCAUACAAAUGACUGUGUCAUAUCAUUGGUCUCAAUCUUUACAGUCUGCAGUGACUGGUUGUAUCCAUUGGCAUAUCUCAAGCAUAUAGAAGCAAUGAAAAUUGAAUUGCAAGACACU
Talaromyces stipitatus ATCC 10500 is the source of this 2016-nucleotide messenger RNA. Its product is annotated as D-lactate dehydrogenase (cytochrome). Gene Ontology annotation, molecular function: D-lactate dehydrogenase (cytochrome) activity; FAD binding; D-lactate dehydrogenase (NAD+) activity. Gene Ontology annotation, cellular component: mitochondrion. The record is from RefSeq and is a predicted model, not a curated record. The transcript has 4 exons. NCBI's taxonomy places the organism in Eukaryota, Fungi, Ascomycota, Eurotiomycetes, Eurotiales, Trichocomaceae. The coding region runs from base 69 to 1877 and encodes 602 amino acids. Gene Ontology annotation, biological process: lactate catabolic process.